Neltuma alba is the source of this 997-nucleotide messenger RNA. RefSeq names its product translocon-associated protein subunit beta. The coding region runs from base 100 to 693 and encodes 197 amino acids. NCBI's taxonomy places the organism in Eukaryota, Viridiplantae, Streptophyta, Magnoliopsida, Fabales, Fabaceae. The transcript has 6 exons. Gene Ontology annotation, cellular component: endoplasmic reticulum. The record is from RefSeq and is a predicted model, not a curated record.
AGUCGUUGGUCAUAAACUCGGUCUAAAAACAGAUUCAACACCCAGUCCCACGAUUCAAUUCAUAUCAGAGCCGGAGUCACCAACCCAGAAAUCUGUCAGAUGGCCGAUCUAAUCUUCAAAUCUCUGGUUGCCCUUGCGCUCUUUGCUUCCUCAUUGCUAUGCUCAUCACUUGCUGGUGCUAGCUCAGAUGUCCCUUUCAUUCUGGCUCACAAGAAGGCCACCCUUAACAGGCUCAAGUCUGGAGCUGAACGCGUCGCCGUCACCAUCGAAAUCUACAACCAAGGAACUUCGACGGCGUAUGAUGUAAGUCUAACGGAUGAUAGCUGGCCAAAUGAUGCUUUUAAUGUAGUCAGUGGUAGCAUGUCGAAGACAUGGGAAAGGCUUGAUGCUGGUGGUAUUCUGUCUCACACAUUCGAAUUGGAGGCCACACAAAAGGGAGUCUAUUCUGGUGAACCAGCGGUUAUUAAGUUCCGCGUACCCACAAAAGCUGCUUUGCAGGAGGCGUAUUCAACUCCUAUUCUUCCUUUGGAUGUUCUUGCUGACAGACCUCCCGAGAAGAAGCUGGAUUGGGUUAAGAAAUUGCUUGCAAAGUAUGGAUCUCUUAUCUCCGUGAUCACCAUCGUGGUUCUGUUUGUGUACCUGUUAAUUACACCAUCAAAAUCCAGUUCAAAAGCAAGCAAGAAGAGGCGUUAAACAUUGACAGAUUAAUACAUUUGCAAUCAGACAUUUUGAAGCUAGAGAAUGCUAAUCUGUCAGUUGUUAGACUUUACCUAGAGAGCAUAAGAUGUUGGUUUCUUUGGUUCUUAUUUGGCUGGUGCGACAUGUUAGAAAUUUUUUUUUUUUGAAUGACUUAUCAACAACGAGUUACUGAGAGAGAACGAAUUAAUUUAUCUGCGUAGCCUGAACCGGUGUUUUCAGCUUUCACUGUGGAUGAUAUCGAUAUGUCGCUGGCUGAGUAGACCUAGUGAUCCCCCGAUGGUAUUGCUUUCUGCUUUGA